CCACAUUGCGUUCGGAUUUUGUCGUAUCGUGUCGGGUUGCUUUUACUGCCGCUGUUGUUUUUGUUGUUGUUGUUGCUGCUGGCUUCUGACUGCCCGUGAAAUCAGUGUUAUUGAUCAUAGGCUGCAUAAUCAAGUUGCAGACACUUUUCAUUAUGUUGCCAGUUGCCGAAAAAACAGAGCUACCACCAUUAAGAGCGACACCACUGCAACUGCAACUGGCUCUUCCAAACUCAACCUCAACCUCAACAACAUCGUCAUCAUCAUCAUCAUCGUCAUCGUCAUUGUUAUCGGCGCGUUCAUUAUCUUCACCACCACCACAACCGUUUCGUACAAUGACCAACAGGUUGCCUGUAUUUUCGGCUUCUGUAUUCAACUUCACCGCGCCUUGAGGGUUGUUGUAUUCACCAUAGGACCACAGCCAAAUGGUUCUGCCUGCGUUGGUGGUGUGGGCAGCUGAAGCGCAUGGUGGUGGUGAUGGUGAAUGUUGGUGAGUUUUCAUCUUCAGCUUCAACUUGUUCGUUUGUUCGGCAUUCGCUCGCAAUUCGCACUUGUGUACGGUCGUGUUUUCGCGUUGAAUCAAAAAAAAUAAAAAGCCUAACACAAAAUCUGUCGGAGUUCGAGAAAAAAAGUCGUGCAAUUGAUAUCAAUUGAAUGCAAUUUGCGAGUGCAAAGUAAUUCCAGUUAACUGAACAAAAUGUUUGCCUAAGACAAUCUCAAUAAUUCAUUUCGGGUCGCGUGUGUUUGUGGACGUGAACGUCAAUUAAUCAGAGUUUUAAGCCUGUGAUCUCGGUUCCAUCAACUCUAAUCGAAAACAUAAACAAAAGCAGUUCCUUCAUCUAAAGCCAUGGCCGACGAAAGUUUGCACACAAUGCCGUUGGAGCACAAUAUAGACUAUCAUAUAGUCACAUUGUUUGAGCGCUUGGAGGCGAUGCGCAAAGAUUCACAUGGGAAUGCCAUCAACAAUCGUCUAUCCAGCACCAUGCACCAGGCACCCAAGCGCAGCAUGCAGGCUGAGAUUCGUACUCUGGAGUUCUGGAGAUCCAUCAUCAGCGAGUGCUUAGCCUCGUUCCUGUACGUGUUCAUCGUUUGUGGCGCAGCUGCGGGCGCCGGUGUGGGUGCCAGUGUCUCAUCCGUGCUCCUGGCAACGGCUCUGGCCUCGGGGCUGGCGAUGGCAACGUUGACGCAAUGCUUUCUGCAUAUAUCGGGCGCUCACAUCAAUCCGGCCGUUACAUUGGCAUGUUGCGUGAUACGCAGCAUCUCCCCGAUCCGGGCUGCGAUGUACAUGACCGCCCAGUGUGGUGGAGGCAUCGCUGGUGCCGCACUGCUUUACGGUGUCACCGUACCUGGAUAUCAGGGAAACCUACAGGCGGCCAUCUCUCACAGCGCUGCCCUCGCUGCCUGGGAGCGAUUUGGUGUGGAAUUCAUACUGACAUUCGUCGUGGUGCUUUGCUAUUUCGUGUCCACCGAUGCUAUUAAGAGGUUCAUGGGCAAUUCCUCGUUCGCCAUCGGAGCUGCAUACAGUGCCUGCUGCUUUGUCUCGAUGCCCUACUUGAAUCCGGCACGCUCCUUGGGCCCAUCUUUUGUGCUGAACAAAUGGGACAACCACUGGGUGUAUUGGUUUGGACCGCUCGUCGGAGGAAUGGCCUCUGGAUUGGUGUACGAGCACAUCUUUAGCUCACGUCGCAGUGUGCGUCAUGGCAAGGGCAGCGUCGACAAUGACUCCAGUUCGAUACAUUCGGAGGAUGAGCUCAACUAUGACAUGGACAUGGAGAAGCCGAACAAGUAUCAGCAAUCCCAAGGCACCUAUCCACGGGGCCAGUCAAAUGGCGGCGCCGCAGUGGCAGCUCAACAUGCUGCCGCUAACAUGGCCCAAAUGGGUGUGGUGAAUGCUGGAGGCGCUGGCAACUAUUGCCAGAAUCUGUACACUGCUCCGCCGCUGUCCUCGAAGUAUGAGCAGCAACAGGAGCCGCUCUAUGGUGGCACUCGCUCGCUUUAUUGCCGAUCUCCCACUCUCACCCGCAGCAACUUGAACCGAUCGCAGUCUGUCUAUGCAAAGAGCAAUACGGCCAUCAAUCGUGACAUUGUGCCGCGGCCUGGUCCAUUGGUGCCGGCUCAGAGUCUGUAUCAGAUGCGCACUCAGCAGCAGCAACAGCAGCAGCAGCAACAACAACAACAGCAGCAGCAGCAACAGGCGGUCACGGCAGCCCAAUCGUCACAUCUCCAGAACCAGAACGUGCAGAAUCAGAUGCAGCAGCGCAGCGAGAGCAUUUAUGGCAUGCGUGGUUCAAUGCGAGGACAGCAGCAACCUCUACAGCAGCAACAGCAGCAGCAGCAGCAACAGCAGGCGCCUGUUGGCAUGCAGCAGCAACUGCAGGCAACGCCCCAGCUAUUGGCAGAGCAACAGCCACAACCACAGGGCUUCCAGCCAGUCUACGGAUCACGCAACAAUCCCACACCGCUAGAUGGCAACCACAAGUUCGAGCGUCGCGAUCAACAGCAGCUUUAUGGCAUGACCGGGCCACGUAAUCGUGGCCAGUCGGCGCAAUCGGAUGACAGUUCGUAUGGCUCGUAUCAUGGGUCUGCAGUCACGCCGCCAGCGCGUCAUCCCAGCGUGGAGCCAUCGCCACCACCACCGCCUAUGCUCAUGUAUGCACCUCCGCCACAACCGAAUGCAGCCCAUCCACAACCGAUUCGCACGCAAUCGGAGCGCAAGGUGAGUGCGCCCGUUGUUGUCUCGCAGCCUGCUGCCUGUGCAGUUACCUACACCACAUCGCAGGUGCCCACAACUGUCACGACUACCACGCCACAGCAGCAGCAACAACAACAACAGCAGCAGCAACAGCAGAUGAUGUUGCAGCAGCAGCACCAGCAACAGCAACAGCAGCAAGCGCAUCAGCAACAUUAUGGCAUGCUGCCAUUGCGACCAAACUGAAAGCGGCUCUCCUGGGGCCCCGUAACGACGCCGCCACCAACAACAAUACAAACGGCCCUCGCACUCCACCCCGCGGGCACAAUGACCCUGCACAACUGCAGCCUAGCCAAGCAAAGCAGUUUAUUCUAAUGCAAUCCCGGGCAUCCAAAGGAAUUCUACGUAAAGUCUUAGCUUUUAGAUGAACCUACACAUUAUCCAUCGCCCUUAAGACCAGAUAGUAUUAGGGAUAUAGCUACAGAUGUACAUGGAGAGAUAUUAGAUAGAGCUAUAGAUGUAGAGGUAGCUGAUACCACAUUGUAUUAUUAAUAUACUCUACGAAUACAGGAACUCACACCUAGCAGCAUGCAACAAUAAAAUUAGCCAGAAAUAAAAGAAGAAAACAACGAUUAAUAUAAGUAAAAUAGCAUACCUUAAUAAAAUCAGAUUCCUAAGAAUAUUGCAUUUAGAAUUCUGCAACUCUUAGACCAGAAGAAAGACAUAUACUUAAUAAUUAUUCAAUUUAGUAAGUGAACGAUUCUAUAUACAGAAAA
This is a messenger RNA of Drosophila sulfurigaster albostrigata, 3462 nucleotides long. RefSeq names its product neurogenic protein big brain (gene bib). The transcript has 5 exons. Gene Ontology annotation, biological process: transmembrane transport. Bases 845 to 2932 code for a protein of 695 amino acids. NCBI's taxonomy places the organism in Eukaryota, Metazoa, Arthropoda, Insecta, Diptera, Drosophilidae. Gene Ontology annotation, cellular component: plasma membrane. The record is from RefSeq and is a predicted model, not a curated record. Gene Ontology annotation, molecular function: water channel activity.